GCAGCUGGCUCUUAGAGCUCGUUUCAGCAACUUCCCAUGGAAUCUUUUGGAAAACUUAUUAAGAGCGAGAAUCCAACUUGCACUGGUGUUGUUGAUUCUCUCUUGGCCGAGCUGGAUAUCCGGAAAAGGCUGUUAUUGUCAGGUCAGCCGGAUGAUAAUCAUCAAAUUGGGAUCCUCAUAGCGGAAGUGAGACUCUGGAGAAUGCUUCUGAUCUACGUCGCAUAUUUGAGUGACGCUGACAUGAAGUUUGGUGUUGGUCGGGAGUUGGGGUCGAUGGACCGGGACCUUGAUGCUGCUUUGAAAGAGGCAACUAAUGAUUUUCGAGUUGCUUCCAAGAAAGAAGGUGUCGGUAAAAUAAGCAGCGAUUUUGGAGCUGAUCCUGAGAAAUACGAGUCCAUGGUUCACAAAGGUCUUACAAGGGGUGAUUAUGGAGUUGCAAUGUCUGAGUUGCAACAAAAGCUUAUGCUUUUCAGGCCUCAGAUGAAGGCAGCUUAUGAACGCAUUGCAUCCAACCAUUCAUUUCAAUCGCACCAUCCCCUAAGCCGUUCUGGUGUCUGCAGUCUCUUCUGCCAAAAUCUACAGCAGGUUGUCCUGGUGCUUUAUUGUGGGAAAGGCAAGAUGCUAGAAUAUAUGCACCUAAAAGUCGAAACCAUGUCCAAGAUGCUUAAACGUCUCCAAAGCUUCAUCAGCACUAUGGUAAGAUUUUCUCUUGAUCUAGACAGAGAUUUCUUGACUCAUUUUGGAGCUUUACUGGUCCGCACUGCACAUUUUUGUUGCUUGUGCUGGAUUGACCAAAUGGAAGAAGACAAGAUCGAGGAGCUGUCGAUUAUGCUUCAUGAUCUGCUGAAGGCAUUCAAGCUGGAUACUACAGAAGUUGUACAGCUGUUUCUGAAAUUACUCAGGCCUUAUUCCUUGGUGAAAACCUGGACAUCAAUCCCUACUCCAGUUGAAACAUUUGUCGAUUUUCUCUUUCCUGAGAAGGAUCCUCAACUUGAAACCUUCUUCAAAGGGCUUGAACACCUGAUAAUGUUCGUCCUUGAAGUUGGAGAACCAGAGAAAUUUGAUCUAAAGCUGCUUAUAAUGGACAUCACAGCAGCGAUUUCCAGGCUUGGAUAUUUUGGUGACUUGUUUAAUGAGAUAGGAGAGUCAACAGGAUACAUAUUUAGCACAAAUGUAUCUGCAUUUUUUAGGUUGCUUGAAAAGAUUGAGCUUCUCAGAGUGGAAGUAUUCCUGGAUGAGCUACUAAAGAAAAGGAUCAGUUUGGAGCUCCUUGAGAAUCGUAUUGAUUCUUUCCAUGAGGGACUCUUCUAUUUGGAAAGUUAUCAAAGAUAUGCAUCCAAAUGGAAAAGCAAAGCUCCUAAGCUGAUCUGGUUGCAUAUCAAACCUGUGGCUGGGAAGGCUGGCUCUGUUUAUCAAUCGUUCCAUGCCAAGUCAGUCACUGAAGACAAGUUCAAACAUGAGCUAACUAUGUUGCACUGCAAGAUUCAACUUUUGAAGACUGAGAUACUUUUGGAAGAGCUUCUCGAUGGAAACCCAGAUCUCAUAAUCAAUGGCCGACUACGUUUGGAAGAGCUUCUUGAUGGACAUCCAAAUCUCACAGUCAAUGUGAAGAACCAAAUGGAAAGCCUCGAUCUGGGGCUGAUAGUCCUUAGAACUUAUUUGAUGGGUCCGCUGGAGGAUGAUGAGAAACUAAUCUUAACAGAUGCAGAGUCAGUAGCAAGGGUUGCUUCUCUUUUUUAUUACUCUCUUCUCAAAAAUGAUAUUGCAGAACAUGCGGUGGGGAAUUUCAGUCAUGUGCUUCCUAAGUUAGUAAGAAAGAUGGACCUUGUUAAUGCAAAGAUCAAAGAGAUUUAUAUGCCUGUUCGAAGGUCAUCAAAAUCCCAUUUCCCUAAGACAGAAGGAUUUGGCUUCAUUGAUUGUCUUUUAGGAGAUCUCAGCGAGCUGCUAAACUCUGAAGCGGGAUUUCUUGUUUCCUUGAGGCAUCAAGUUCAUGCUGUUCACAGAGACUUAGAGUUCUUGAGAUCCUUCCUCAGUGAUAUUAAAGAGCAGUAUAAUGACCGUCCGGAUUUGAAAAGUUUUGUUUCGUCCAUUAUCCAAGUAUCACUUGAGGCAGAAUAUCUCAUUGAAACGUUUGUGGUUGGCAAUUGUUUGCGAUGGUAUCAUCCAUUAUGGCUUUCUGAUCUCCUGGAAGAUCUCAACCUUUUUAAGGUUCAGGCCACAGAAAUCUGUACGAAUGAACAUACCAUCAGCAUCCAUGAUGUUCCCACCUCUUCAAUGAAUAUGGUAUCACCAGCGAAGAUUCCCAUGAUUGAUGAAGUUGUGAUUGAUCUCACCGAUGAAAAAAAAUUGAUCAUUGAUAGGCUUACAGCUGGAUUACCACAGCUAGAUGUUGUUUCAAUUGUUGGCAUGCCUGGACUCGGCAAGACAACUUUAGCCUUGAAGGCGUAUAAUGAUCCUUCAGUUACCUAUCAGUUCCACGCUCGUGCAUGGUGUUAUGUCUCCCACACAUAUCGAAGAAGAGAAUUGCUUCUUCAGAUUUUAGGUGAAAUUGUGGAACUUAAGGAUGAUAUCCUUGAAAUGAGUGAUGAAGAUUUAGAGAUGAAGUUGUACCAAUGCCUAAAGGGGAAAAGGUACCUCAUUGUUAUGGACGAUAUUUGGAGCACUGAGGCAUGGUACGAUUUCCAACGAUCAUUUCCAAAUGACAACAAUGGAAGCAGAAUACUGAUCACGAGUCGGCACUUUGAUGUGGCGGUAAAAUUGAAAGCGGAUAGUACUCCUCACCCCCUUCGGCUACUGUCUGAUGAUGAAAGCUGGACGCUGUUGCAAAAGAAGUUGUUUUACACGAAAAAGUGCCCCAAUGAAUUAGUGAUAGUCGGAAAGAAAAUUGCAGAAAGCUGUAGAGGACUUCCUCUUGCAGUUGUUGCAAUAUCUGGUCUCCUUGAAAGGACAGACAUGAUACCAGACUGGUGGAAACAAGUUUCAGAAAGCAUUUGCUCACACAUUGUGGAUGAUCCUGUGACGGGGUGCAUGGACAUACUAGAGCUAAGCUACAGAUAUUUGCCUAACCAUUUGAAGCCUUGCUUUCUAUAUACUGGAGUAUUUUUGGAGGAUAAAAACAUUCCAGUUAGGAAGUUGACAUGGUUGUGGAUAGCUGAAGGAUUUAUACCCAAUAAUGGGCUGGACAGCAAGGAAGAUGUUGCAGAGGGAUACUUGAGGGAUCUAAUUGGAAGAAGCCUAGUAACAGCUUCCAAAAGGCGAUCGCUUGGAGGUGUCAAAACAUGUCAUGAACAUGACAUGUUGCGAACCUUAUGCCUGCAAAAAUGUGAAGAAGAAAACUUCUUGCAAUGGAAAAAUGGGUAUGAUGAGCUUUUUCCUUCUUCUCAUAUGGAUUUAGACUACGGUGUUGACCCCAAUUAUUUUUGUCCACCAAUUUCCCAAAAAUAUGAGAAACGUAGGGUGUCUAUUUGUUCCAAGAGGAAUCAUUUUGUCAUGUCAAGGCCUUCUGGGCCACAUGUCCAGUCUCUACUGUACUUUGCCACCAGUGAUUUGUAUCCUAGAUGUCCCUACGACAUCACCUUCAUUUUUGACAAUUUUAAACUCCUUAAAGUGCUAGAUUUGGAAUCCAUCAAUAUGGGGAGUUCUUUCCCCACUGAAGUACAAUUGUUGGUCCGUUUGAGAUUUUUAGCUCUUUGUGGUGAUAUAGACACUAUUCCAGCAUCAAUAUCCAAUCUCCGGGUUCUUGAAAGCUUGCUCGUGAAGGGAUUGAAAGGUAAAGUUCUACUACCUUAUACUCUUUGGAGCAUGGAAAAGUUGAGACACGUCCAUGUAAAUAAUUAUGCUGCCAUCGCCUUGCAAGACAGCGAAAGCACAUCUUCUUCUCAAGCACUUAAUCUGGUCAGUCUUUCCUGCCCAUACCUCCUUUGUGGAAAAGGUACAGAGGAUAUCAUGAGGAAAUUACUUAAACUUCAGAAACUAAGCUGUGUAUUUUCUGAAUUACGGGAUGAUAGUGGGAAGUGCAAUCAUUUUCCAGUGCUGAACUUUCUGACAGAGCUCGAGUCCCUCAAUGUACUCUAUUCUGGUAGGAUUGCUCUUCCUUGUAAGUUUGAGUUCCCAUUGAAUCUCAAGAAGUUGACACUGUCAAAAUUCCGCCUACCGUGGGAUUCAAUUUCGGAGAUUGGGAGAUUGCCUAACCUUGAGGUUCUCAAAUUACUUUCAAGAGCCUUUGAGGGGAAAGUGUGGGAAAUGAAAGGAGGAGAGUUCCUUAAACUGAAAUUUUUGAAGCUCGACAGCCUAAACGUUGCUCAAUGGAAUGCCUCUAGUGAUCACCUGCCACAGCUUCAACACCUAAUUCUGCGAAGUUGCAGGCAGCUUAAGGAGGUUCCUUCUGGUUUUGCGGAGAGCUGUACUCUGGAAAUGAUUGAGGUGCAACUGUGUACACACACUGUUGAAGAGUCAGUGAAAUCACUUCAAGAUGAACAACUUGGAAUGGGAUAUGAAUUGAAGGUCCUCAUUGACCAUUCAGACAUGGAUUUCUGAUCACUGCAUAAUUUCUGUUUACCCUCUGGAAAGGGCAAGUGGACCUCUCUCCAAGGUGAAGAAAAUGAAAGUCGCAGCAGUCAAUAGAUGUUGGUUUGGAAUCUGGAUAAUCUUAUUCCUAGGAGAUCUGAGUUCUGACAAUGGUGGCUUCAAAUGUCUGUGAAGUAAAAAUCAUUGGAUAAUUUAAUCCAAGUGAUUGGAACUUGGACAUUUUGUCUAUUAUUGCUUCCACCAAAGUUGAAACCCCAUGUUUGUAAGACUUUCAAGUUUCCCUUCUUUCAUUAGUAUGACUUGAUUUAUGUUAACUUUCUGUUUCUCUAGCGAUCUGAGAAUGGAUAUUGCAAUUAUUUUGAUCUUGUUAUCAUUUUUAUGAGUGAGAAUUGAAUGACAGAAUUUUACGGAGGGAGGAAGUGCCCCUUGGUCAUGCUAUAUGUUGCAUACAAUCUGGUUCUAUGUUGGCCAACUGGACCAUGUUGUCCGAGGCAAACUAGUCCUUCGCUGAAAUACAAUUUCUUGUAUUUUCCAUUGCUAA
Coffea eugenioides is the source of this 5068-nucleotide messenger RNA. RefSeq names its product putative late blight resistance protein homolog R1A-10. Gene Ontology annotation, biological process: defense response to other organism. Gene Ontology annotation, molecular function: ADP binding. The record is from RefSeq and is a predicted model, not a curated record. The transcript is spliced from 2 exons. The coding region runs from base 37 to 4536 and encodes 1499 amino acids. Lineage: Eukaryota; Viridiplantae; Streptophyta; Magnoliopsida; Gentianales; Rubiaceae.